This is a messenger RNA of Nannizzia gypsea CBS 118893, 1503 nucleotides long. Its product is annotated as DML1. Bases 1 to 1503 code for a protein of 500 amino acids. The transcript has 5 exons. Gene Ontology annotation, cellular component: cytoplasm. Gene Ontology annotation, biological process: mitochondrion distribution. The record is from RefSeq and is a predicted model, not a curated record. NCBI's taxonomy places the organism in Eukaryota, Fungi, Ascomycota, Eurotiomycetes, Onygenales, Arthrodermataceae.
AUGCACGAGAUAAUCACCCUCCAGCUAGGCCAGCGCAGUAACUACGUGGCUACUCACUUCUGGAAUGCCCAGGAAUCCUACUUCACGUACUCGGAGAGUGAACAGUCUCCUGUAAAUCAUGAUAUCCAUUUCCGUGGAGGAAUAGGGGCAGACGGUACAGAGACCUUCACCCCGCGUACCCUUAUCUACGACCUAAAGGGUGGGUUUGGCACACUGCGCAAGUACAAUGCUCUAUAUCAGCUUGAGCAGGAUGAGCCUGGCCUGGACAGCGGACUCUGGGACACGAACGGCGUUCUGCAGCAGCAACCUAAGAUACCACAGAGUGAAUAUCAGAGAUGCCUUGACAUGGGCUUACCGGUUCCCCAGCUGGCAGCAGAAACAGUCAGGUACUGGUCCGAUUUUAACCGUGUAUUUUACAGCCCACGCUCCAUACAGCAAAUCAACGAGUACGACCUUGGCUCUCAACUGAUGCCGUUUGAGACCUGGUCCACCGGGCAGACUCUCUUUUCCGAUUUGGACAGAGAACAUGACCUCUUGGACCGUGAUUUCCGGCCCUUUGCGGAAGAAUGUGACCAGUUGAAGGGGAUCCAGAUUUUUUCCGGGGUCGACGAUGCAUGGGGUGGUUUCGCGGCGAGCUAUGUCGACCGCCUGAAGGACGAGUACGGAAGCAAGAGUAUCUGGACCUGGGCUCUUCAUGGAUCAGCUAACACACAACGAGAAAAGCGUAAGCUUGCCUCAGCGAACGUGGCAAGAUCACUGAGUGAGAUGGGCAGUCAAGUCACGGCUUUCAUCCCCAUGGCCGACUUGCCAAGCAGACUGCCAUCUUAUGUGAAGCCAGACCUUCGCCAUGCAUGGUACUCAUCGGCCCUGGCAUCGUUGGUACUUGAGAGUGUCAGCCUUCCUACUCGACUGCGGGGACAUGAAAGGCUCGAUCUUUGGGAAACGGCUUCGAGAGAUUCGCGGAACAUAUAUACUCUUGAAUCCACCAUCAGCACAAAGGAGUUACCUACUGAUAAAAAGGAUGAACCUGAAGCCAGCCAUGCCGACGAUGAUGAUACCGCCGAGAACAGACUCCAAGAAAAUCUGAAACAGUUUGAUGUUCAACUUUCCCCUCGCGGCCUUGCGUCAACCCAUGACUGCAGGAUAUUCCAUCAAAUUUCAGUUCGACGAGACUCAACGGCCGAGCCGUCUGGUUCCUCAAAUUAUCCAGUGCAGUCUGUGAAUACGACCACCCAGAGUUUCGACUCUCAACUGGAAUAUCCAGCAUUAGACUCCUUCCCCCGCGACCUAAUCACGGACCAAGGGCUACCAGGGACAACACUCAAGGUUCAUGCGGCGCUAUCUGUAUCUUCAAAAGUAAGAGGGUACCUUAAAGAAUUACAGCAGUCGGUGGGGAUCUACGUUCCCUUCGACCAGCGCGAAGAAUUAUCGAAUUGCCUCACUACGCUAUCAGAGGCUUAUAUUGAUGGGUGGGAGAGCGAUACCGAUUCUGGGGAUGAUUGA